AUGAGUGCACAGAGCGAAGCUGUUGAUUUGACGGAGAUCUCGCUCCUGAGCGACCGCGAUGUUAGGGCCAGGACCAACAUGAUCGACGCUGAAGUCAAAAUACUCAAAAGCGAACACGCCAGACUCAAAUCGCAAAGCAAGAUGAUACAAGAAAGGAUCAAGGACAAUAUGGAAAAGAUCCAGCUGAACAAACAGCUCCCCUAUCUUGUCGCCAAUGUUGUCGAGCUACUCGACUUUGAGCAAGACGAAGAUGAAGAGUGUGGACUCAUAAGCAACGUAGAAUCCAAAAAAACUGGGAAAUCUCUAGUCAUAAAAACAUCCACCAGACAGACAAUUUAUCUCCCAGUAAUUGGUCUAGUUCCUCACACCGAGCUUCGCCCAGGUGACCUUGUUGGCGUCAACAAGGACAGCUAUCUCGUCCUGGACAAGCUUCCUCCAGAGUAUGACAAUAGAGUUAAAGCCAUGGAGGUUUGCGAGAGACCAACUGAGGACUAUUCCGAUAUUGGAGGGCUGGAUAAACAGAUCCAGGAACUCAUCGAAGCCAUUGUACUCCCAAUCACACACAAGGAACGCUUUGAUAAAAUUGGUAUCAAACCACCAAAAGGAAUUCUCAUGCAUGGCCCGCCGGGUACCGGAAAAACUCUCUUGGCUCGUGCCUGUGCUGCACAAACAAAGGCGACAUUUUUAAAAUUGGCAGGUCCCCAAUUGGUACAAAUGUUCAUUGGUGACGGCGCCAAAAUGGUUAGGGAUGCCUUUAGCCUUGCCAAGGAAAAGGCACCUACUAUCAUCUUUAUAGACGAAAUUGAUGCUAUUGGUACAAAACGUUUCGAUAGCGAAUUGUCUGGAGACAGAGAAGUCCAGAGGACAAUGUUGGAGCUCUUGAACCAGUUGGAUGGAUUUAGCAGUGAUGACAGAGUAAAAGUCAUUGCAGCUACCAAUCGACCAUACACUUUGGAUCCUGCACUCUUGCGUUCCGGUAGAUUAGACAGAAAGAUCGAACUACCACACCCAAAUGAAGAAGCUCGAGCAAACAUCAUUCAAAUACACUCGAGAAAAAUGAAUGUCAAUAAGGAUACCAACUUCCUAGAACUGGCAAGGUCAACUGACAAUUUCAAUGGAGCACAGCUCAAAGCUGUCUGCAUAGAAGCAGGAAUGGUUGCACUCCGCCGUGGAGCCACUGAAAUUGAACAUGAAGACUUUGUAGAAGGAAUCACAAUGGUACAAGCCAAGAAGAAGAAUGCACUCAACUAUCUAGCUUAA
Messenger RNA from Theileria equi strain WA, 1260 nucleotides. Its product is annotated as 26S protease regulatory subunit, putative. The record is from RefSeq and is a predicted model, not a curated record. Gene Ontology annotation, cellular component: proteasome regulatory particle, base subcomplex. The transcript has 5 exons. NCBI's taxonomy places the organism in Eukaryota, Apicomplexa, Aconoidasida, Piroplasmida, Theileriidae. The coding region runs from base 1 to 1260 and encodes 419 amino acids. Gene Ontology annotation, molecular function: proteasome-activating activity; ATP binding; ATP hydrolysis activity. Gene Ontology annotation, biological process: proteasome-mediated ubiquitin-dependent protein catabolic process.